Molecule: messenger RNA, 4037 nt
Organism: Amoebophrya sp. A25
Lineage: Eukaryota; Dinophyceae; Syndiniales; Amoebophryaceae
Source: the annotation of a GenBank genome assembly
GAACUUCAUCGUGCAAAUUCUAUUGGAGGGAAAACCACAUGUUCAGACUCGGGGAGAGAAGACAUGAUGAGAUGACUUUAAUUUCUUCGGUUGGUUGAGAGAACUCAGUACCAGUAAAAAUGGCGUCAGUCAGAAAAGUACAUGGCAGAAAACGCUUGUCGGAAAGCGCGUGGAUGUCGGCGUGAUCGUAAACCAAUUAUCGCAAUCAUGAUCGGUGCGGCGCCUUGAUCCAUAGUAGCCGGAAGACGACCUCGGCAGUUGAACCAAUUGUAAAUGUACGGUACUCUGGAUGCCAUGCGUUUCGGCAUGCUCGCUUUUUCCGCGCAAGACCUGAUUGGAAACAUGAGGAACUGGACACUCUUGAGCACACUCGUCCCUUUGUCCGGUUCUGUUGUGCAGCACGCAGCCGCUUUGUUUGUCCGCGAAGAUUUAAUGUCGUUACGGGCAGAAGCUGACCGUUCACCUGACUCCUCCGGUGGUGCGGACGCCAAUCGUUUCUCGCUGUUCGGGGAAUUUGCGGUGGGAUCUGAUGAAGGUGAAGACGAUUUGAUCGCCGGAGGCUCGGUACCGGAAUUUCUCCUCCAAAUGGGAGCUGUUCUGCCUUCUAUGAACUCGACAUCGCCGUCUUCGGCUGUGGCAGAAGAGCCACCACAGACUUCGCUUCUGUCGAGAACCUCUCCACCAGUGGACGUCGACGCGGCACUUCAUCUGAGUUUCUCCCUUAACGGCAGUGGGGCGAACAGAGAGAAAACGCGUGACGACACCCACUCCGAAUAUCUCGCAGCCCUUCAUCGUGGUAGUGACUGGCGCGAACCGGUGGAAGUACCAGCGGCGCAGUGGAACUCCACGUUUUUCAUGGAAGUUGGGAGAGACAUUGAGGUUGAGAAGGUUAAAGUCGCUUCUUCCAAUGACGCAGUUGCUUUCGCCGAACUGUCCCUUUUGCAUCGGGACCACAAGCGUGGUGAUCUCAUUUUCACGUGUCGUCGAGCGGGCACUGCCGAGGUGAGGAGACUACAUUUUUGUUUUUCUAGAUUGCGCUUCUGCCUCUUCGCGAGUAGGUGUGGUGUUAGAGCUAGUGCGGUUAACAUUCGUGAUUCUGUUGCAUAAUUGGUUAGCUUUCGUCGUCUGGGUCUGCGAUCAUUUGGAAACUUUGGAAAAACAUGUUUUCAUUUUUGCCGACUCGUGGGUCGCGACGAGUCUUGCAGAUUGUUAAGAACCUCUUAGUAGCACACUGACUUAUCAGGUAACAGUGACGUUUGAUCUGAGUCGAGCGCGCAAGUCCACUAUUUCCGGCGAGGCGCUGCGGUCGAACAAGCACAAAGGAACGGUGGCAAUUGUGUACAAUAAACACUGUGCCGGGCUUCCGCUUGUAGGUCUGAGCUUGAGAGUCGACGAGCGACACCAAAACCAGAAGGGUCCUGUGCGCGAAAAGACUUCUGAGGGCAGGAGUGAGACCUCCCUGGUAUUCGACGGACGCGCCAAUGGUUUUGUUCGCGCGCAAGAAUUCAUCGAUGCUGUUCACAGUGUUGACGAUGUCGCGCCAGGAUUCCUGCAUAGCGAACCGGGUGAGUUGGACUCUUUCUCAACGGAUGGAGGUCGUGUGCUGAACUCUAAUAUAUUACCCUUGCAGCGCGGUCAAGAUGAAGACAAGCCAUCUGUGCCAGGUGCCACUUCUAGCACCGCACUCGAGCAGCAGCGCCUCUCGCUGCUCACUGCGGUAUCGCGAGCAAGGAUACGGGAGGAAAAGCUUACGAUCGCCAGUCGUUUCGGGGAGCAAAUGGGAGCUCUUUCCGAUAUGCCAGUUCUCGCAUUCGAAUCAUCGCUGUCAAUACCCGUGGCGAUGCGACGGCCUUCUGAUAUGGCGUUAUUGCCACUGAAGAUAGAAGUUGAGGGAAGUUUGUCUCCGACUUUAUCGCGCAUCUCGGGUUUUCUCGAGCAAGGUAACGAUAUUGUGGCAGCUGCGAAGAGCAAAACGCAGCAUGUGGUACUGGUAGACGAGGGUGACGAGCGGACUACAUCGUCAACACGACGAUCUUCGCUAGCUCUGCUCGAAGAAGCACUAGAAGUCACAUCUGAGGACGAGGCCGCUGCGGAGACCGUGGAGACGGUUCUACAAGCAGCAAAUCCACACGGCGGCGGCUUGGUGUCCCUCGAGACCGAAAUGCCUGACAAUUUGCGAGUGGAAGUGUUCCGGCGCGGGAUUGGGAGCAAGGAAGGCGCGCAGAAGCAACAACAAGAAGGCACCGGGGGAACACCUGGCGUUGUCGAGCGAAAUGCUCGCCAGCACACGUCGUCCACCGCGGAAAUCUUCUUAAAAUGCGAGAGAUACGGAGCCGGCGUUGUCACUCUUUCUUUAGUUCCUUUCCCGGCGUGGCAGCCUUGUGCUCCGGUUCGUGUGCAGCGAGCUGUUUUUUGCACGCGCAAGACACAAAUGCCUACGUAUGCCUUAUCCCAGGUCGUGACGCUGAUGGAUACAACUUCUGGCGCGACGCCUUCAUCUGCCGCGGAGGAUGAAUCAUCAAACAAGAGCCCACACGCGUUCGGAACAACGAGUGUCUCAACAUCGGCCUGGUGGCGCAAAAAGAAACGGCAGAACGUGUCUCCAACACGCGAGGUUGUUCUCCUACAGGGCGACGAGGAAAUUGCGCAGCCUUUUGACGCGGACUGGAAUGAAAAGUCGUCGAUCUUUCGUAUCUCUGAUGCAGAUGCGGCUGAUCGCUACGCGGUGACGUGUGCGCUCGCGUCAGCGGAUGAAGCAGUGAAUCGUGCGAGGAGACGGAUGCGUCCGUCGCCUUCUAAGCAAACAAGUGCGAAAAAUCUUCUAGAAGUAACCACUUCAAUAGAAAGGGGGGCAAAUCGAGGAGCCAACAGUGAGACGCCGACGACUGGGGAGGAAGGUGUGGCCUGAUUCAAGCAUAGGAAGAUGUAGAUGAGUGAUGUUCUUCGCUAGCAGUAGAACACUGUCAAAUCAUGUCUGCUAUCUCCACUACAAUUUCACGACUGCAUUCAGUAUAUCUGAACAUGAUAGAAGGGUUUUGCAGCAGUCGAAUAAAAAGAUUUCAUUUUGAUUAUUUAAUAGUAAUCAUUUGUUUCUUGCAUCAACAACUAUCACAGGUAAUGGUCAACAACAACAGCAGCAAGGCGGCUCUGCGUCCCAGCAUGCAGAUGGCGUAUCGCUGUCGACCCUUCGUGUUGAGUACAACUGCGAGAGGUCGGGUCUAUACGAGUGCCGGAUGGACGUGCAUUGGGGUGCAGUGAAGGAUGACUAUCGCGGUCGCGGACUUGUGUGGAGGAAGCAGUGUGGAGGCGAUCGCGGAGUUGUCGUGAUUAGCCGUGAUGCGACGAUGCUAGGCGCACUUCCAUUACAGAUGAGCAGAGACGGUCAUAACCACGGUCCUCGUCAUGUGCUUCUUACGCUUCCAGCGGAUGCAGAGACUGCCACUUUUAUCGUGCAUGCAGACCGGGAGAUGGUUGCUUUAACGAAGCCGCCAAGAGUUCAUGUCGUCACCGAUGGGGAAAAGGGAGAAGAACGAGCGGAAAGCACUAAGAAUGCAAAUGCAGGAGGCGGUGGUCCUCUCUCGUCUGUGCGUUUGAUUCGCGGACACGAGCUUCGUUCGAUCGGCAAGGAUGCUGUGCUGACAGCAGCGUUUGAGUGCAUGACUUCCAAUCUUGGUGAUAGUGCUGCUUCGACGUCAUCGUCAUCCAGUCAACUGGUUGAAUUCGCGUUACCAGUGAGGAAUCCAUUGCCGCUGGACGGAGAUGCGCUUACUUUCGUGGUGCGGAAGGAAUGCCCUCCUGUGGCGGCAAGCGGGACUGCACCAGUGGCUUUGCUGAAUACAGCAAUCAAGCAGGUGACAGGACUCGUGGCAUCAUCGUCGGGUGCCUUGACGGGGGAUGCAAGUAGUUUACCUACUACAACCGGAGUGUUCGUACCCGCUUCAGAGCAGCAGUGGGUGCGGUCGUCUGCAGUAUGCUGCGUCGUUUUUGCAAUCGUGGCAUUCUGGACGUGCACACGGUGCAGAGCGAAAGUCACGUAG